This is a messenger RNA of Neohortaea acidophila, 3062 nucleotides long. Its product is annotated as Utp14 protein-domain-containing protein. The record is from RefSeq and is a predicted model, not a curated record. The coding region runs from base 64 to 2847 and encodes 927 amino acids. The transcript has a single exon. Gene Ontology annotation, biological process: rRNA processing. NCBI's taxonomy places the organism in Eukaryota, Fungi, Ascomycota, Dothideomycetes, Mycosphaerellales, Teratosphaeriaceae. Gene Ontology annotation, cellular component: small-subunit processome; nucleolus.
GAAAUUUCUCUGGCAUCAAGCACGCCCACCGCGCUCUGGGCUUACAGCAACUUUACCUUGACUAUGCCUCCCAGGAUAGCUCGGUCGACUGUGUCGGUCUCUGCUCCGAAGAAAGCGCGCGACAAAAAUCGCAAGCGAAACCUCAACGCUUAUUCCAUCGCCUCACACUCUGUUCCGAGCGGCAGUGGUAUCCGCCAACAUCGCUUGGGAGAGUACCUGGACGAUGCACCCCGGCCAAAGCGACCGCGCGUUGAAGAAGGAUCUGGCGAGGAACAUAGCGACGAGGAUGCGGCGGAUACCAAGCGACGGCGGCGUACAGGCGACGGCGGGGAUGUUGAAGAGGGAAGUGACAGCGAAGGCAACGAGUGGACUCUCGGUGCCUUGAGAGAGGAUGACAAUGAUAGUGAGCUGGAUUCAGACGAUGCCUUCGGCGAAUCGGAUGAGGAGCGGUUUGCCGGGUUUACUUUCAGAGGAUCAUCAAGUCAACGAUCGAAGCACAAGGCCACAGCUCGGCCGAAGAGGCGUGGCGAGAAGGAUAACACAGGCGAGUCGGCACUGGAUUUUGAUGAUGGCAGUGAGGACGAUUUGGAAGAUGAAGGCGUAGACCUGGCGACAAUGCUCGACGAGGAGCAAGAAGGUGUUCUUGAUGGAGAUGGGGACGGAGAUGGCGAAAGUGAGGAUGAAGAGCUAGGCACGGACUCGUCUUCGGACUCAGACGAGGAGAGCGAUGGAGAGCAAGAUGAGGAGGAGCGGCUCGCUCGUAUGAGAGACCGACUGGAAGCCUUAGACCCUGCUCAGCAGCAUGCGCCGCCUUCAACAACGCCUCAACACAGCACGCUGACCGUGGAAGACCUGCUUGCUGAUCUGGACCCUGAUGCGCGCGACCAAUUCGCGGCACCUUUCAAAGCGCACAAGAAAUCAGAGCAGUCAAAGACACUCAGCGCACCUCUACCGUCUCGUCAGCAAGGCAAGCUGAAUCGCGAGGUAGCUUCCAAGAAGGCAAAGGAGCAAUUGGAUCGUUGGAAAGAUACUGUGAUGCACAAUCGCCGAGCGGAGUUUCUCGCCUUCCCUCUUCAGAACCCCGAUGAAGGCGAGGCAGUGGGGAAGGACACCUUUGUGCAAAGUCUGCCCCAGAAUGAGCUCGAAGAGAAUAUUCGCCGAAUUAUGGAGGAGUCAGGUAUGGUAUCUAAGCUGGAUCGGAACGUCGAUGAUGCCGAGGAGGCUCUGCUGGCUGGAGAAGAGCUUGCUGAGAAGCAGAUGCCUGUUCAAGACGUCGUGAGAAGGCGAGCGGAACUGAGGCGGGCGCGAGACUUGUUGUUCCGCGAAGAAAUCAAGGCAAAACGGAUUGCAAAGAUCAAAUCAAAGUCCUACCGCCGUGUCCAUCGCAAGGAAAGGCAGCGACUAGCCGAACGCGAGCGAGAACAAGAGGGUGAAGGAUCAGAUGAAGACGCAAUACAACGCGCAGAUCGAUUACGGGCGGAGAGCCGCAUGAAUACAAAGCAUCGCGAUUCCAAAUGGGCGAAAAGUCUGAAGGCGACGAACAGGACUGUGUGGGAUGACGAUGCUAGGGACGGCGUUCAAGAACAAGCACGACGACAUGAGGAACUAAGACGACGAAUCGCCGGCGACGCGAUAGACGAGGACGAGGAUGCUGAAGAUCAGAUUCUUUCGGAUGGGUCGGAUGACGAUGCAAUGGCAAUCCAAUUAGACAAUCUGGACGAAUCGCAUCAGCAUGAUAUUGGAGAGGAAGAAGGAAGGAAAGGCGUUGCAGGAAUGAAAUUCAUGCGUGCAGCAGAAGCGAGGCAACGAAAGCAGAACGAGGAGGAUAUCGAAAGAAUGAAGAGGGAGUUUGCCAUGCAGAGUGGGGAUGAUGAGGACGAGCGAGAUGAUGAGCUGGCACAAGACCAAGGACUUGGGCGGGCAGUCUUCGGUCCAAAGCCAACGGAGGACGGAGCGAUUGUGAAGACCAAGAGGCCAGAGUUGGAGGAGGGUGACAAGAGUGAUGAGUCCGGCGAAGAUCAAGGCCCUGCUGUCGUCAAGAGCAACGCUCCCAAAAGCGCAGUACAAAGGGAGCGCUACAAGGCUGGAGGAGUGCGCGCAUCAAACUCGACGUCAGCCUCAUCUGUCACACAGGCAAAGCGAACUCGGUCAAAGGAUCAUCCAGACGAAGGGCUCCUCGAUCUCACAGAACAUGCAUCGGGCGACAAGAAGAUCGAGAGGAGCAGGACUAAAGCACAGCCCACCCAUGAGAAGCCAGCUACCACACGCGCGGGCGAUGAUAGCAACGGUUGGACGGUCGUCCAACACGAGGCUGGCGACGAGCAGCAGGAGUCUCAAUCACCCCAGACGAACCCCAUACUGAGUCAAGCCGAACAAAACGAUCUCUUAAAACACCGUGCUUUUGCUGGUGCAGAUGUCAAGACGGACUUUGAUGCAGAAAAGGCAGCCCUGGUCGUGUCCGAGGAUGAGAAAGAAAUCGAUACCCAUCUUCCCGGUUGGGGCAGCUGGACAGGCGAAGGCCUUUCGAAGGGAGUGCGCAAAGCCAACAAUCGCCAGCGCCAUAACCCAUUAUACAAAACCAAACUAGCAGGCGUCAAAGCUGACGACCGCAAGGAUGCUCGUUUGGAGAAUGUGUUGAUCUCGGAGAAGCAAGAUCGCAAGGGCAAGAAGUACAAGGCUGACAUGCUGCCGCAUCAGUACGAAAAGAAAGAGCAGUACGAAAGGUCUCUAAGAGUGCCGGUCGGACCGGAAUGGGUGACCAAGGCGACAUUUCAAAAGAACACCAAGCCAAGAGUUGUGGUGAAGCCGGGCGCGGUGGUCCGGCCCAUGGAGCGGCCUUUGAUAUAGACUGGUGAAUACAUCGAAUUCAAACGUGUCGGUGUUUUGCCUCACGCGACUAGAGCGUAUGCGAGACAUUCUGUAUUUGGUUGAUGUGAUUUCGGAGAGUGGUUUCGAUGCAGGCCUACACUUGUGGAAUUCUUACAAUCGCAAGACUGCACCAAAAAGGGCGACAAGUCUAGUCCGACACUAGAUGUCCAUCUCCGCAGCGACGAUUGGACGCU